AUGCAAAGGCCAACAAAAGAAGCUCACGAGCAUCUUCAAGCCAUGGUUAGACUUGCAAAUUUAUUAAUUACUGAGUCAAUAAAUCAAACAGAUCCAAUUUUGAAACCAGAAAGAAGUAUUUCAACACAAGAUUUUCUCCGAGAAUAUACAGAGCAUUCCAAAGCACUUUCUCAAAUAAUGAGUACCAUUGGUCAGCCAGAAGAUUUAGAUGUUCCAGAAGAUAUUGACGAACAGAUAGAACAAAGUAGGAAAGAACUUGCAGACGCAGUCCAAAGAUUACAAGUUAAGCUGAAUAAGCUUAACCACCUAAGAUUUUGGAUGGAUAAUAUGGUCAUGGAAAAGACUCCAGACCACUAA
Messenger RNA from Trichomonas vaginalis G3, 357 nucleotides. RefSeq lists its product as uncharacterized. The record is from RefSeq and is a predicted model, not a curated record. Lineage: Eukaryota; Parabasalia; Trichomonadida; Trichomonadidae. The coding region runs from base 1 to 357 and encodes 118 amino acids. The transcript has a single exon.